AUGAGUGAAGGGGCCAGGCUCGCAGAGCCAGCCGGAAACCUGAAGCGGCCGGCGAUUCUGGGAUGCCUCGCAUGUGUCAUCGCGGAUGUGCGGGGGCUUUGGCUGGAGAUCUGGAGCUUUGCGAAGCGCUCCGCGGCAGCCUGCGAGUCGGGCCGCACCCCAUGGAUCCAGGCUGCCUUCACAGGCCUGGCAACCGGCACCUUGGCUGCCGUGGUCGCGGUGGCUGCGGCUAGUCGGCCAGUGGCAGCACCUUUGGCAGGGAGCUACUGGCUUACACGCGUGCUGUCUCUCCGCUGGCUCUCGGCGAUUCUCUUCAUCGCCUUCCUGGUGGCACUGAGACAGAACAAGGCGCUGAUUGGCGACGACGGCAUCCUCCCAGCGCGGCAAUUGCUGAGGCGGGUGGACGUCUCCGUCGCCCGAACUGCUGGGAACUGGCAGGAGCUGAGCUUUCUCGGCAAGGUGCGCUGCUUCGUCUUGCGUGCAGAGCGGCUGCCCACUCUGCUCUGGUUUGCUGGGGCCAGGCCCUUGAACUCGUGGCUUCAUGGCCUGGCCUGGGCCGGCUUGCUGUUAUCAGGAACUGCCUUUGCCGUGGGUGGCGCCUCCAUGCUGCACCUCUUCACGCUCUGGAUACUGUACAUCUCGCUGGUGGCCGUAGGGCAGCGCUGGUACUCUUUCGGGUGGGAGUCGCAACUCCUGGAGACUACCUUGCUCCAAGCGCUUGCUGCACCGGCUUUGGCAGGUGGAGCCAUGGCUGCCUCUCCCUCGAUGCUCGCACCCUGGGCCUUUCGCUGGCUGGCCUUCCGAAUCAUGCUGGGGGCGGGGCUUAUCAAGGCGAGGGGAUCAAAGACUUGGCUGGACCUCACUGCGAUGUGUCACCACAUCGAGACGCAGCCCAUCCCCAAUCCAUUGUCCCGCAGGUUUCACAACCUGCCUCGUCGUUUGCAUUUGUAUGCAACUGCCUCCAACCACAUCAUCGAGCUUGUGAUGCCCUGGCUGCUGCUCUUUCCAUGUCGGCCUGCGCUGGCGGCUUUCGGUGCAGUGCACAUUCUCUUUCAGUUAACACUCAUCCUCACUGGAAACCUGUCCUUUCUGAACUGGUUAACGAUUAUACCUGGGCUGUGGUGCUUUGAUGAUGCCACCUUGGUGGGCCUUCUGCCAGAAGCUUUUGCACAGCCCCUCGCCAAGCGAGUCCUCCAUGCCAGAGCCGUGGCAACCCCUCUGAGCAGCGUCACCUGUCAUUUCGCGCGUGACAUUUUGGCUGCCUGCAUUAUCGCAUGGCUUUCACUGCCAGUUUGGAGGAACCUCCUUGGCCCUCGUGGUGGAGGCCGUCAGCGAAUGAACUCCACGUUUGAACGGCGAGUGGUGCUACCGCGCUUCCUGCUACGUCUUGGUGCCAGAGGCGAAGCCGACGAGACCUCAGCGACGAGUCAGUCGUCCUCACCGGCCCAGAAGAGGCGACGGCUUCUACCUGAACUGGAGAUCAGCAUGAACCUGCAAAGCCUGCGGCUUCUGAACACAUACGGCGCAUUUGGAUCUGUGAACACGGAGCGCAUCGAAAUUGUCUUUGAAGGAACGCCGGACGGCCGCAACUGGUACCCGUACACUUUCAAGGCAGCAGUUGACGAUCCCAUGAAGCGGCCUGGCUUCCUAGCACCGUACCACCUCCGGCUGGAUUGGUGCCGAUGGAUCGCAUCUUGCCGUGGGCGCCGUUCCAACGGCCUAGCGGAGCCCUGGGUCCUUAGUUUUGUGGCGCACCUUCUGCGGGGGGACCCGGCCACUCGCAAACUUCUGGCCAAGGGUGGAGAUCCGUUCGAGCGAGCCGAUCCACCAAUGCGUGUCCGGGGCGAACUCUACCAGUAUGUCUUCGCGCCACGGCCACGCUCGCAUGCAGACCCGUAUUGGCUUCGCGAGCGUGUCGGCAAGUACUUGCCACCACUUGGUUUGGACGAAGUCUCGGAGAGGCUUGUGGAUCACGGUUUGCUGUAG
Messenger RNA from Symbiodinium sp. CCMP2456, 1986 nucleotides. NCBI's taxonomy places the organism in Eukaryota, Dinophyceae, Suessiales, Symbiodiniaceae. The record is from the annotation of a GenBank genome assembly.